This is a messenger RNA of Micropterus dolomieu (smallmouth bass), 7683 nucleotides long. It is a transcript of the gene klf13, whose product is annotated as Kruppel-like factor 13. The coding region runs from base 604 to 1386 and encodes 260 amino acids. The transcript has 2 exons. Gene Ontology annotation, biological process: regulation of transcription by RNA polymerase II. NCBI's taxonomy places the organism in Eukaryota, Metazoa, Chordata, Actinopteri, Centrarchiformes, Centrarchidae. Gene Ontology annotation, molecular function: DNA-binding transcription factor activity, RNA polymerase II-specific; RNA polymerase II cis-regulatory region sequence-specific DNA binding. The record is from RefSeq and is a predicted model, not a curated record.
GGACAGGAUGCUGCAGAAUCACCCCCCUCCCACAAAUGUAGGCUAUUCAUUUUAUUGCAUGUAUUUUUGGUAAAGGUCCCUGCAGUGCGUGGCUGUGUGGCCCGUGAGAUACAUCAUCUGAAUGCAUGGAGGCAACCUGUGGUGAAACUUCCAAGUAACUAGUGCUGUUCGGUGCAUUUGAGGACGUGCAGUACCCAAUGAAUGAGCUGCGACUCUGACGCUGCUGCCGAGCGCUGCCGGUCGACACGCCCCCAGCAUGGAUACAACCAGCAGGAACAGGCGCUCAGGAGACACACUCACUAUGCCGGAGAGUGUUUGUAUCCGCGAUGGGAGUUAACACAUCCAAGUUUCAAGAGGUCCUGUUACCAGCGUCGUUGCACUAAACAAAGACAUUGGGUUUCUGUUUUUUUCUUUCUUUCUGAGGGGGUUUGUCUGCAUUUUUAUCCGAGGCGUUUCUCUCACAGGAUGUUGAAGAUAUUGGAAAGCCGGGUAAGAUCAUAAAGUCAGUUCUCUGAUGAGAACGAACCUCCUCCUCACCACCACACAAAGGGAACCACGGAAAAAGUACUUUUUUCACACGCCAUCAUUUUUAUUUUUUUUUGAAUGUCAUUAAGAAGCAGCGGGGGCUGUUUCAAAGACAAAAUGGAUCAUUUUGCAGCAGAGUGCCUUGUUUCAAUGUCCAGUCGUGCAAUUGUUCACGCUCCUAAAGGGAAUAGGGAGAUGAAACCAGAAAUACCGUCCUCCUCCAGGAACGGAGAGGAAAUCAAAGAGCCUUUGGUGAAAGACAACUCCUCUCUUUUUGUGGUGGCGCGGAUUCUGGCGGAUUUUAACCAGCAGACUCCCAACAAUGUUGCCGAGCAGGCAAAAAUAAAGGAUGAGAGCAUGAACCUCAUAGAUGAUGGAAACUCUGCCACACCUACCACCAUCUCCGAUCCUUCGCUCAAACAAAGAGGCAAAAGAUCGCGAGGUCGAACUGAGCAAGAAUCACCUCAGAAAAAGCACAAAUGCCACUAUUCAGGUUGUGAAAAAGUUUAUGGCAAAUCAUCCCACCUCAAAGCCCAUCUAAGGACACACACAGGAGAACGGCCUUUCCCAUGUACCUGGCCCGACUGCAGUAAGAAGUUUGCCCGCUCUGAUGAGUUGGCCCGCCACUACCGCACCCACACAGGGGAAAAGAAGUUUGGGUGCCCGCUUUGUGAAAAGCGCUUCAUGCGCAGUGACCACCUGAUGAAGCACGCCAGGCGCCACUCAGAUUUCCAGCCCGGCAUGCUGAAGAGACCCCAUGGCGGCAGCAGCAGCGGCAGCACCCCACGUCCCAGCUCCCUCAGCGACUACAGCCGCUCGGAUGCCUCCAGCCCCGCCCUCAGCCCAGCCAACUCGCCUUAAACUGAAACCCAGUCGCACUUUCUGCCUCUGACCUCCGAGGCCUGUUUGUUGCACAGUUGUCAGCAACCCCCCCCCCCCCCCCCCCCCCCCCCCCCCCCUUGCUAUUUCUGCGCUUGCUGUGGUGUACCAUACUGUACAUAAUUGCUUAUUGUAGUGCAAUUACUUGUGUGAUCCUAAAAGAAAGUAAUGCCUUUCCCAAAUGGCAAUAUUUACAUUCUGUACCAUAUGUCUGUAUUUUUUUUAGCUUCGGAUCAUGGCUAGUUGUCCAAUGUAUGUUCAUAGUCAGCUAAACAAGGUUUAGAAGAAAGAAAAAAACAGACUCCCUGACAAGUCUUAUCAACAUGUUUCUUUUUUUUCUUUAGUUUUUUUGAACGGGUGAAGAAAAAGGGGUACACACACACCUCAGGAUUGAAGACAGUUGCUAUUUCUGUAAUACCACAGUACUUAACAGUACUCACAUUGACUGCACAAUAUACUCAUCACUUUACUCUGAAAUUCAACGGGGGUUGAAUUUUACGCCCUGCUCAGGGAUGGCCUUGUUAGCUUGAAAGAAUGAACACGGUGAAGAGAAACGUACAGUACAUCUAUAGCAGCCUUACACUCAACACAAUUUGCACUCUUUGGUUUUUUAUUGUGUGUUUUGGUUUUCAAGUUUGAGGAAACUAGCCCUGCUGUCAUACAGUCAAUCAAACACAGUAGUUAUGUUCCGCUCUCACUUGUGUUCUCGGGACUCAUAUGUUAUUGCUGUGUAUUAAGAAAUCAAUCCCCAAACCUCCACCGUAGUAAACAAAAUACAUCUGGUCCUCCACCGCAACGUUAAUAUUCAGUUGCCAUUACACUGGGUUAAAUAUGUAGUUCAUUAAACAUUGGUAUGCAGUAUAUACUGGAUACAUCUGCAUUUUGGGAGUAUUGGGAUAAUAUUGGAGUAACAUUUUUUAUAAAUAUAAUGACAUACCUUAGACCCUUUAAAUAGAGGCAGUUAAGUUUCAGAGCAGCUGUUCAUGCUUUUUUUUAAAGUGCUGUAUCAUCAGCCAGUAUUUCACACAAAAUGGACACACAGGGACUUUAGUUGAAACAAUGUUUAUCCCUCUCUCAAGCACAUAGGAAAAAGUACCAAAGACAAGACUGAAUGAAAGCUUUCUAUUCAGUCUUGUAAGCUGUCCUUCAUCGAGGCCUGGGGCUGGUGGUUGGCAGUAUCACAGGUAGAGCCAGACAGCCUGCUUACUUCCCUCCUCCUGGCUUUGCCUUUUGUGGCCUCUCUGGAGGAAACAGCUGCAUCCCACAAGAAGCUAUUCACAGCCCGCAGAAGGAGUGCUAACAUGCUAUUCCCUUGGGAUCCUCCCUCGCCCAUCUGGCUCUACCUGUCCUGUAAGAGAGCGGUGAAGCUCUGAGCCUCCCUGAUUGCAUAAGAUUGACUAACUUGGGGGUCAAAUGUAGGCCAGAGAGUUGGGCAGAGCCGGGCUGGGCCGCGACAUAGUGGAGCACAGAGUGAACAAAGCAACUAUCUGCAAUAGACAGGCAAAAGAGGGCAGGACCUGAUAAAAGAGGAGAGGUUUAUCAUGAGCUGAGCAGCACGGAGAAGGAGACACCCAAUCGCAGAUGUCUCCCAUCUCCUCCUCCUUCCCCGAUUCCCUUCCUUCCUCCAACUUUAGAAACUGUGAGUGGGGAAAAUGGCUGUAAUUAGUGGGUUAAUCCAACCUGUAGGAUAAGAGUAGAAAGAGAAGCAUAUGAACAACAGUACUACCUAGACAAUGCUAGCAGUGUGGUUGGGAUGUACCCAACUCCAUCUGAAGCACAGGGAGAAAUCCUUUACUAUUGCUGGAGAGUCAAAUUUCACAAUGCCAAGGGAAACUGUCGCUCCAAAUUCACACAGAUAAACCAGAGCUCUCAAACAGCUGCUUUUAAACUUCUCUCCCGCAACAAGCGGGCUUUUUAACUGUUGUAAAAAUGUUUGAACCAAAAUGAACAUAUCAGCAAAGUGCAGUGCUCACCAGCCUCACGUCAUCCUGCCUGUGAAGCUCAGAUCUCCCGUGAGAAAGCUGACUUGUGUUUCUAGACAGACAUGCCUCAAUAAGUCAGGCAAAAGGCACAGUAAACCUUCCAUGGACACGGGCACCACUAUCAAAACCGCUGCAGCCCCGCCAGUCUGUGUUAUGCCUACAUUUUUUUUACAUCUUUUAAUACUUCAGCACUACAGCCGGAAAUAGCUUCAUCCAUGUAUGUGGUCCUGUCAGACCCCUCCAGACUGUAGUCAUCAUGAAUUGCAUGUGCUAGCUUCAGCCUACCGACGGCUCGACCGACUCCUGCCCUGCAGUCCCGUGCUUCCCACUAUAUGCAUGUUAACAACUGCGCCUUGGAAGUGUAGAGGGUUUUUGAGGCAGUCUGGCAGGUGUAAGUUCAUGAAUGGCGAGCCUUGUCCCUCGGUCUCCGCAGCAACUAUCUCUCGUUAAAGUUGUGAAGAAUCAUCUCUGUCACAUCCUCCAGAAAGAAAACAUCCCUUAUUUAGAUCGAAUGCAGUAGUUUCCUCAAAAAACGCCACAUGUUAGAAAAACAACCCUCUGUAAGAUGUUAAAAUUGUAUCCAGGCUGCAAGAUGACACUUUGAAUGCCACAGAUCAGCAGCUUUUAGGGAAAGAAGCACUAAGAGGGUUUUACAUUUACCAUUUCUGGAAAAAAACAACUUUGAUUUUCACCAACAAAUUUUUCAAAUUGCUGCUGAGCAGCUUUUUGUGUUAUCUAUCCAUUUUUCUUGGUUUGUAGUGUAACUUUCUCUUGCAAAAAAAAAGUAGUUCUUCACCCUUAAGCAGGUUUCCUUAAUCACUUCUUAAUCCAUAAUCUGCACAUUUACCUCAGGGUCGACAUCCGCAAAGCAGAAACGGGACAGUUUGUGGAUUUUGUUCUAACAUCAGUUGCUGCACAGAAAUGUCUGCCAGCCUCCCCUGGUAUUCCUGGGUGCUUAGUGCUCACUGCUGGUCAGUGUCCGACCCCACUGGAAACACAGGAACGCCUCCGUACGGGCCCAGCUCCUGCCUAUAAUGUCUUCAUAACAUCCUACAGUCCUGCUAUACGCCUUAGUAAGCACUGGGCACUCUGGAGCUGUUUUCAGUGAAACGCCCCUUUAAACACCUUUGACCCGUAGUGUCAGUGGACUUACAGUAGGCGACAGCAAGCUCCUACCAUCUGAAAAUAAACAGACUGUGACAGUGUAAACAUCCAAGUCUAUCCAUCCAUCCAGACUGCCCCAGUGACAUAUAGGCCUCAACAGGCAGUGUCUCAUAACUUUUAUUCUCACUGUACCAAAUCUACUUGAAUAAUUCAACACAAAAGGCCAUUGAACACAGUUUUGUCCAUUUUUACUGUACUUGCUUUUGUUGUCAAAUAAUUAUUAACCUCUGUGGAGAAAGGUGUAUAGUCUAUUAGUUUUUUCAAUUGUCUUCAGGUCAUUUCAGCAACUCUUUGGAGUUUAUCACAGCGUUAAGGUUGACUGUUUUGUCGGGCUGUUUAAAGGCACAGCAUUUUGAAAUUGUGAAAAAACAUAAUCUCAGCCCCAUUGAUGGGGUUCACCCCUUUAACCAGAAACACUUGUUGAUGUCAGGAUGCAGGUUAUUCCAGUUAACCUGUUAUCCAAAUAUUCCUCCCAAGUCAGAGAAUGACAGAUUGUUUGGGGUGAUGGUAACAAAAGCAGACUUUCUGACCUCUAUGUACGACAAUUUCAGAUGGCGUUACUAAUUUUCUUUUGAAAGUUUUCCAUAAGAAUAGAGACCACAGCAUUGUGAGUUAGCAAUGUAGUCAUCAUUUUUAUUAUUGCUUUUAUUUGUCUCAUAUGAAAUUUUUAAGCUUUUAUAUUUUUCAUGAAAUCAUACCUCUUGAAAUAUUUGACAUAGUUGUACAUUCAUAUCUUUUCAAAACAUCCAUCAUGUAGCUUACGUUUGCUUGAAGAGUAGCACAAAUAAUUAGUGGUUUUAUUUGUCCCUACUUGAAUGAAGAAGGAAAGAACGAUACUUUUUUUUCUGUAAACAAAAAACACUGGGCUACAUUUUAUAUAAUCACCCCAUGUUGUCAGGGUCCUGCACUUCCUUGUAGAUUGAAAAAGUAAUCUUUCCAGAAAAUAAUAAAAUCGUAUUUUGUAUUUUAUGUUACAGAAAUAUUUAAAACAUCCAUUCCCUACUGAGCUCCACACAUUUGUCUUAGUUAAACAUGUUGUAUGUGAGGGAUGAUGUCAGCUGUAAAUUACUAUGAAACUCCAUUUCAGCAUUUUUUUAAUCCAACUUUACGAUUGUAAUCCCUGUAAGAUUACAGAUUCGACACCUGUUAUAGAAAAAGGACUUUAAACAAUGAUAAAAUGGAAAAACAAAGUUUCUACAAGAUGCUAAUAUUUUUUCUGCUAAUUGUAAAAUAAAAUGAAUUGAUUUUUGCCUAGGAAAGAACUAACAUUAAUCUUAUUUAAAAAGUUUAAUAUUAAUUACAUGGAUAAAUCACUGAUCAGACCGUCUCAACUGAAAUCGUCAUGAUGAUGAUCUCAAUGUACAAGCAUGACUGAUGCAAUUGUGUGCCAAAACUAUAAUGGUAACUUCAUAAAGAUGAUACAAACGUUGAGGGUCAAAAAAAACCUAGCUACUAUCAGACAUUUAACAAACUUGUACAGUUUUAUAAAGUGACAUGUUUUUAUGUAAUGUACAGUAAUAUUUCUUUUCUCCUUUAUGUAAACAUUUUGAUUGUGUAGCUUUGUUUUCAUUUGGUUCUUGUUAUUUAAUUUGUUCUUCUUUGCUGUACAAUACUCAAGCAUUGUAUAAUGGCUUAUUACAGGUAUUUUUGACAUAAACAAUCUUAAAGAUAAUGAACACCCAACCAUUCCAAAGGAUUGAAAAUUGCAUUUGCUAUAAAUGUGCUGCUUAUAUCGACCCAAUGCAUUUUUGUAGGUUAUGAAUAGAAGUCUGUCUUGACUGUGAGGUUUUGCACAUUGUCAGUUGUGCACAAGGUACGUUUCUCAUUGUCAACAUUUCCCAGGUUUUAAUCUCUCAUUUCUUCUCUGUGGGCUCUUGGUGUAGGCCAAGCCGAUUCAAAUGAACAGCAUACAUGCAAUAUUUCAAAGUAAUAUAACCUAUAAUGUUUAAAAAUAAGGACAUACAGAGCAUGUCUUCCCCUCAUGACAAAGGCCUGAGGCUUUUUAGGGUGGGGAUUAUGUUUAAGAGGCAGCCAUGAUUGGAGAGAGUCGUUUUUGAGUAGUGAGAAGUAGCUUUGAGUUUUCGCAGCUCAUCAGACGCUCCACAGUUGCAAGUUGUUACCAAAGGCUUUGAAGGGAAAGAUGAAUGUUGCAGUAAUAUUGAACCCAACCCAGUUUAGACCCCUGGGUGUAACUUUAUGCUGUAGGUGUUGAUCAAUGGAUGUUGUGCUUAAUAUAGACCUUUUUCUAAAUCUCAAAUAAGCAACCUUGUUAUUUUUUUAUUUAAAAAUCACUUGAAUGAACAAAACCCAUUUAAUUAUACAUGCAAACACACUCUGAAUGAGUAAAAAGACAAAAACAAAAGAGUGCGUAGGAACAUGCAGCAAAGCAGACCAUAUCUGUCUGUACCCUUCACUGACCAUAUGGGUCUUGCUUGACUGCCUGAACUGACACUGUGUGGCGUUUGCUCUUUACUUUACUGUAGAAAUGCACACUGACAAAAAGAAAAGUCUUUUGCUCAAGCGUUUGGACAUUUAGUCCUUAAAGGAUUUGUCUUUUCCAGGUUAUGCAGCACACAGUGCUGUGAAUGACCUCCCUUUUUGAUUACAAAGAGAGAGCCUCUCACCAGCCUUUUGGUUCUGUUUCCUGUACCUGUUUGUCCUCAGUGUACCUCCUCAAUGUAAUGUUGCUCUCUUGAUACCUCUGUGCGUUUCUCCUCUGCCCAUCACCAUCAGUUGCCUGUUGUAGGACUCCAUGGUGCUGCUUCCCCUUUCAGCACCAAUAUAAUCUAAUCUGUAAAUAACUCUCGACUCAGCUAUGGCCAGUACAUUUGUCUAUGACCUCACUCUAACCUUCAGGUUUCAUUUUUUUUUCUCUCAGCAAACCAAAAUCACUACAUUCAAGUAUUACAGUUGUACAGUUCCUUGGAUUCUACACACAUUUAAUGUGCUGGUCUUAGCUGCUCUGCUGUACCUUUUUAUGGCAUUAUUUUUUACAUGUUAGACAAUAUAUUGUGACCAUGUCCUAUGCAAAUAUGAAAAAUAACAGAUUGUUGAAUAAUGUAUGUUGUCAUAACUUGUAUGCAUGAAAUAGUGAAGUUUACAUUUGGAAAUAAAUUCAUAAAAUAAGCAGCUA